Messenger RNA from Photinus pyralis (common eastern firefly), 1255 nucleotides. Its product is annotated as putative gustatory receptor 28a. The transcript has 4 exons. Gene Ontology annotation, cellular component: membrane; axon; neuronal cell body. The record is from RefSeq and is a predicted model, not a curated record. The coding region runs from base 1 to 1224 and encodes 407 amino acids. Gene Ontology annotation, biological process: sensory perception of taste. Lineage: Eukaryota; Metazoa; Arthropoda; Insecta; Coleoptera; Lampyridae.
AUGCAGGGUGCAGACUAUUUCUUUAACGCAAUUUCGCCAACUGUCAGUCUUACGUGUGUCUUAGGAAUAUGUCCCGUUUUCAUUGGCUAUAAAGAGAAGCGUCCUGUGCUUUACACUCAUAAGUACUUAUAUUACAUCAGCGUCGCGUUCGUACUUUUCUACAGUUUCUUGCUUUUGCAAACAAUAAGUGAAACGAGGAGCAAAAUGAUGUCCAACAACUUCUACCAGUCCAAUAAGGUCUCUAAUGUCGGAAUCGCCUUCGAGUUCUUCGCGAGCGUCACUUACUUCUAUUCAACGUACUUCUCCUGCGUGUUAAAAGCGGACUCGCUCAAAAACACAAUCAUGAAGAUACAUAAAGUGGACGUAGUCCUAGAACGGAUGGGUCAAGACUUGAGGUACAAGCAAAUGAUUUUUUACCAACUUGCAACGCAGCUACCACCCCUACUAACGAUAAUUGUAAACGCGUAUAUGCAAAACCAGAAUAUUAAACGGGAGGGUUUCCGACCCAUAUCCCUUUCAACGUGGUUUAUAUUCGUAUUCCCCGUGUACGUGGUGAAUAUUUUCGAAUAUCAAUUCUCGUACAUUGUCUUGCUGGUACACAGCCGAUUUGCGAUGCUUAACAGUCAGCUACGUAAACUCAAAGAACACGAAGGUAAAGUAUUUCAGUGGAAACUUGAAGACGCGCAACUUCCUGAAACCCUCCGAAAAGUGGAUACGUUGAUGCGCAUGUAUGAUCACUUGUGCGAUGUUGCAUGCGAGCUUUCGGUGAAUUACACCCUACCAGUCGUGGUUAUAUUGGCAUUCCAGUAUGGAAUUAUUCUUUUCUCUAUCUUCUAUUGCUACUGGAUGUUUACCUUAAAACCAUACUCGGCACUGUGCUGGUUAAUUUGGGCGUUGAUUAACAUAACUGAAGUACUUCAUACCUCAAUUGCAUGCCACUUGGCAUCCGUUGAAGCAAGUGUUACAGCUUCAGUUGUCCACAAGUUGCUGUUAAAGUCAUAUCAUAAGGAGGUGAUGUACAAGCUAAUGAGUUUCUCAAGGCUCUUGAUGCAUCGUCGAGUGAAAUUUACAAUUUGGGGCAUGUUUCCAUACGACGCUUCGCUAAUCUUUAUAAUUGUCGGUGCAGCCGCAACUUACAUGACCAUUAUGCUGCAGUUUCAACAAGCAUCUCUACCAAUGACUUGUAAAGUUAGCACUGUUAAUAACAAUAGCGCUAUUCACUAGAGUGGGCUAGCUACUUUUUGUGUGUUAGGGG